Molecule: messenger RNA, 1318 nt
Organism: Microbotryum saponariae
Lineage: Eukaryota; Fungi; Basidiomycota; Microbotryomycetes; Microbotryales; Microbotryaceae
Source: the annotation of a GenBank genome assembly
AUGUCUUCACCGACCCAGACCACGCACAUGCACAUGCGAGGCUCAUCGCAGUCGUCGUCGUCCCAUGCACCACCACCACCACCACCACCGCCUUCAUCGUCACGUCAUUCGCACUCGCAGUCGAACUCGCACUCGCACUCGCGAUCAGGCUCGGCCUCGCUCACGCCGUCGAUGCUCGCCUCGUUGCAGUCCUCCACACCGUCUUUGACGAACCAAGCCAACACGACGCGCAUCCUCAAGCUCAGCAACUUUGACCCCUCCCUCAAGACGAGAGACAUCCACCACCUCUUCGCCGAGUGGGAGGAUGAGAGGGGUGGGUUCAGGAUCAAGUGGGCCGAUGACGUGACGUGCUGGAUCGUCUUCACAGAUCCCGUCACAGGUGAGUCGACCGACCUGGAGUAGAUAUUUUCCUACCCUCUCCAUCUUGCUUGACGACGAAGCGGACCGCUUGCCACACUGCUGCCAACGGUCAGGCGCACGUCCGUCUUCACGCUCCUCUCGCUCCACCAGGUCUCCUGUUCCAUCACGACCUUCAUAUACUCCAACGAAGCUGAAACGAAGAACCUUAUAUCUUUAUGUGAUCCUACAGCCAAACGAGCUUACCUCACCCUCCUGGGCAACCCCCCUGCUGCCCUUCAACCAACCAAAGAACACACCCCGUCGCUCACGCCUUACUCGGGUCCAGAAGCCAACUCGAUCCUGGCAGCCGUCGCGAACCGACCUCGGUCCAGAAGUAACGCCGGGUCUGCGAACGGUGGCCACUCGAGGAAAGGCUCGUCGAUGGGUAGCGGGAGUGGAUUUGCGCUCGGCGCAGGCGGACCACCGGUACCCCCACUUCCUACCAAUAUCGGCAAUGGUACCGGCUUUGGCUCACGGGGACGGAGUCCAUCCUUCACUCGCUCAGAUGGGCAGUCACUACCGCCAUCUUCGACGAGUCCCAUGCCCGCCGGUGGGAUGAUGGGCUCGCCUUCGAGGUGGGGCAACGGCGAUUCGAGUGGCGGGAGAACAACCCCGUCGGGGGCGGGGGCGCCCCGUGCCAGUUCUGAUGGACCGGAUACCCACAACCCGUCGUUGAAUAGUCCCAACCGCGGGGGGAGGAGCAGUCCAGAAGUGGUGAGAAGGGCGAUGGAAACAAGUGGAGGAUCCUCAUCGCCCCGGCAUAUGAAAGCGGGUCAGUUAUGCUCUCAUCAACUCACCUGGGCCACUUUACUGAUGAUCUAGCUGUCUUGUUCGUUCUGUGACAGGAGUCGAAGUCGUAGCAAACGCGGUCGAAGGUCUAACAAUCGACGAGGAAGGCGCGUCGGGUCGUGCUGCAUGA